Asterias rubens (European starfish) is the source of this 1258-nucleotide messenger RNA. RefSeq names its product homeobox protein CDX-1-like. NCBI's taxonomy places the organism in Eukaryota, Metazoa, Echinodermata, Asteroidea, Forcipulatida, Asteriidae. The transcript is spliced from 2 exons. The coding region runs from base 131 to 1258 and encodes 375 amino acids. The record is from RefSeq and is a predicted model, not a curated record.
UGUCCUCCAUUUCCCCCACAUUUUCAGGUUCCCUUGGUGGAGUUGUGCUGUACGUGCCUGUGGUUUUCUUGUGUGCAAUAUGCCUGGUGUUGGGUGACACACCAACUUAGGCAUAGACCAAUUCGUAAAGAUGGAUGAGGACGAAUAUAUCCGGAAGGAAAAGCGGCGUGAACAGAAAGCAAAAUGGGCCAAGAAGAAAAGAGAUGCACUGAGAAUUGUUUCUGUCCUAGAAGAAGUGAGGAGAAGGCCAAUCUGUGCUGAUGCCCCUGGAACUAGUGCUCCCGGCCCCUCUAAUCCUGUCAAUGGUGUAUCCAGUCCAGUAAACCUUGAUUCAAGUGAUGGCACUUCUGAUGAAGAGGGCAGUACUGAUCAUGCCGUACAUGUGGUAGUUGAUGAAGAUACUCCUGGUCCCGUGAGCCCUGGUUACGACACUCCGGGUCCUGCAAGCCCUGGUUACGACAAUCUCGGUCCUGCGAGCCCUGGUUACGACACUCCAGGUCCCGCGAGCCCCGGUUACGACACUCCCGAUCCCUUGAGCCCUGGUUACGAUGAUCCCAGUCCUGCGAGCCCUGGUUACGACAAUCUUGGUCCUGCUAGCCCUGGUUACGACGAUCCUGGUCCUGCGAGCCCUGGUCACGACGAUCCCGGUUCUGCGAGCCCUGGUUACGACGAUCCCGGUCCUGCGAGCCCUGGUUACGACGAUCCCGGUUCUGCAAGCCCUGAUUACGACGAUCUCGGUCGUGCGAGCCCUGGUUCUGACCCUUCCGGUCCUGCGAGCCCUGGUUACGACAAUCCCGGUCCUGCGAGCCCUGGUUCCGCGAGCCCUGGUUACAAUACACAUGAUGGCAGUUCUGAUGAAGAGGCUGAUGACAAUCGUGUUGUGUAUGUCAAGGAGGUUGAUGUUGAAGAAGCAGCGACUGAGGCCGAGUUCUUCAAGAGGUCAUUGCGUGAAUUGUUUGGGAGAACAUCACUUUCACGGACUGAGCAGCAGUACCUACUCGGGCUUUUCAACCGUGCUGGUGUCCAGGGUUUGCCAAAGGAUCCGCGCACUCUACUUUGCACACCAGGCUCUGUUAACAUAAAUCCAUCCUACUUUGGUGUAGAGUACCACUGGUUUGGCAUUGAUGACCAGUUAACACGUGCUCUGGACUAUUUGGUUCGCCCACUUCGUCUUGAUGAAGAGAUCAAACUUAUGAUUGGGGUCGAUGGUGUACUGAUUUUUGAUUCGUCAAACGUUAAUGUCACUGCAGCAGCAUAG